Schizosaccharomyces osmophilus is the source of this 1260-nucleotide messenger RNA. RefSeq names its product vacuolar amino acid transmembrane transporter Avt5 (gene avt5). Gene Ontology annotation, molecular function: L-arginine transmembrane transporter activity; L-serine transmembrane transporter activity; L-glutamate transmembrane transporter activity. Gene Ontology annotation, cellular component: fungal-type vacuole membrane. The record is from RefSeq and is a predicted model, not a curated record. Gene Ontology annotation, biological process: amino acid transmembrane transport. Bases 1 to 1260 code for a protein of 419 amino acids. The transcript has a single exon. NCBI's taxonomy places the organism in Eukaryota, Fungi, Ascomycota, Schizosaccharomycetes, Schizosaccharomycetales, Schizosaccharomycetaceae.
AUGUCUGACUAUACACGUUUGCAAUCUCCUACAGACUCUGUACAUCAUGGCAGUGCUGGCUUAUUUUCCUCUGUAGUCAAUUUGGCCAACACCAUAUUAGGCGCUGGCAUUUUGUCUAUGCCUCAUGCUUUUACAAAAACUAGCUUGCUUUUUGGUUGCCUUACUAUUUUCUUCAGCGCAUUUGUUUCGUUUUUAGGUUUGUACUUUGUGUCAUUAUGUGCCGACCGUCUUCCUCGUGGAAAGGCUUCGUUUGCUGCCGUUGCUAAGCAUACAUUCCCUUCCUUAGCAGUUGUUUUUGAUUCCGCUAUUGCUAUCAAAUGUUUUGGUGUUUCUAUCAGCUAUCUCGUUAUUGUAGGAGAUUUGAUGCCGCAAAUUGCUCCUUCACUUGGCUUUACUGCUUCAAUUUUUGAAGAUCGUGAAACAUGGAUUGUUAUUUCUAUUAUAAUUUUGACUCCACUGGCUUUUUUACGCCGUUUAGAUUCUCUUCGUCAUACAUCUAUAAUAAGUUUAAUCUCUCUUAGCUACUUGGUCGUUAUUGUCAUUUAUCACUUUUUUAAAGGAGAUAUGGAACGCGGAGAGAUUCGUUACUUUCGUCCCGAGUCUCUUUCUGGAUAUCUUUCUGUUCUUCCGGUGUUCGUGUUUGGAUUCACUUGCCAUCAGAACGCUUUCAGCGUUAUUAAUGAAGUUAAAACCCCUUCGCACGGAUUAAUUAAUUUCACUUUAUUUAGUGCAGUCUUUUCUUCGAUGAUUUUGUAUCUCAUCGUUGCAAUCGCUGGUUACCUCUCCUUUGGUUCUUUAACCUCGGGCAAUAUAAUUGCUAUGUAUGAUGACGGAAGUUUUUUGAUUACCUUUGGAAAACUUGCUAUCGUAAUAUUGGUACUGUUUAGUUAUCCCCUACAAUGCCAUCCAUGUCGAAACUCUUUGUAUCAAGCUAUUCGUCGUUCUUAUUCUGCUCACGAUAUGUCUAAUGGUUACCAUACAGGACUGACAAUAUGCAUUCUUAUAACUUCCCUAUUAAUUGCCCUUUCAUUAUCCUCCCUUGAAUUGGUUCUUGCUUUUGUUGGUAGUACGGGUAGUACUUUCAUUUCUUUCGUUCUUCCAGGUCUACUAUAUUAUUUCUUUUCGCACAAUGCUGUUUCUCCUAAUAUUGCUUCAGAAAAAGAAUUAAAGAUUACUCGAUUUAUCGCUGCUUGCCUCGCAAUAUACGGAGUAUCUGUAAUGAUCUUGUGCUUGAAUAUAAACUUGGCGAAGCUCAAGUAG